Molecule: messenger RNA, 2486 nt
Organism: Labrus mixtus (cuckoo wrasse)
Lineage: Eukaryota; Metazoa; Chordata; Actinopteri; Labriformes; Labridae
Gene: alpl
Product: alkaline phosphatase, biomineralization associated
Exons: 12
Coding region: 232-1833 (533 amino acids)
Biological process (GO): dephosphorylation
Cellular component (GO): plasma membrane
Molecular function (GO): alkaline phosphatase activity
Source: RefSeq, a predicted model, not a curated record
CUAUUCUCAGACCCCCAGAGCCGGAGAUGAACAAGUGUGGCCUUAUAAAAGGACUGAGAAACAGCGACAAGGACACACAUUUCAAGGUGAAGGAUUGAAUGAACUGCAGUCACAUUUGGAUGCAGAUUUGUGUCCCGGGAGAAACGCCGCUUUCACUGUGAGGCGACUGCAGACAGGCUCUCUCAGCUUUAAAAGUGGCAUGUUACGCGCCAGCCGCACAGAGACGACAACAUGAAAGUGACAGCUCUGCUCAUCAUCUGCUCCUGUCUGCUCCCGGAGAUUUCAGGGGAGCCUAAAUUCCCCGAACAUGAAAAGGAUCCCAAGUUUUGGAAUGCGUGGGCCCAGAAGACCCUGAAGAACGCUCUGACGCUGCAAAAUCUCAAUCAAAAGCAGGCAAAGAAUCUCAUCCUGUUUCUCGGAGACGGGAUGGGCGUUCCCACGGUGACGGCUGCUCGCAUACUGAAGGGUCAGCUGAACGGACAGAGCGGAGAAGAGACGCAGCUGGAGAUGGACAAGUUCCCUUUUGUGUCUCUGGCCAAGACAUACAACACAAAUGCACAGGUGCCAGACAGCGCUGGCACGGCCACAGCUUACCUCUGCGGGGUCAAAGCUAAUGAGGGCACGGUGGGAGUGAGUGCAGCAGCUGUCCGGUCUCAGUGUAACACCACAGAGGGCAACGAGGUCACAUCCAUCCUCAGAUGGGCAAAAGACGCAGGCAAAUCGGUGGGAAUAGUCACAACCACUCGGGUCAACCAUGCGACUCCCAGUGCUUCUUACGCCCACAGCGUGGACAGAGACUGGUACUCCGACAACGAGAUGCCAGCUGAAGCACUGCAGGCCGGCUGUAAGGAUAUUGCCAGACAACUCUUUGAAAACAUUCCCAACAUUGAUGUGAUUAUGGGUGGGGGGAGGAAGUAUAUGUUCCCCAAAAACCAAUCGGAUGUGGAGUACCCUGGUAUUGCAAAGCACAGCGGCACACGAAAAGAUGGAAGGAACCUGGUCGAGGAGUGGACUGACAGAAUGAAGGCUAAAAAAGGCCAUUAUGUGUGGAACAAGAAGCAGCUCUUAUCACUGAACCCUACAAACGUGGAUUACUUAUUGGGUCUCUUUGAACCUUCUGAUCUGACUUAUGACUUGGAGAGGAACACUGAGACUGAUCCUUCGCUGACAGAGAUGGUGGACGUGGCCAUCAAGAUUCUGAAUAAGAACCCAAAGGGGUUUUACCUGCUUGUAGAAGGGGGACGUAUUGAUCACGGACACCAUGAGGGAAAGGCCAAGCAGGCUCUGUAUGAAACUGUGGAGAUGGACAGAGCCAUCGGGAGGGCGGAUCUCCUGACCAGCAUCCACGAUACAUUGACCAUAGUGACAGCUGACCAUUCCCAUGUCUUUAACUUUGGAGGCUACACACCCCGAGGAAACACAAUAUUUGGUCUGGCCCCGAUGCUGAGUGAUGUCGACCAGAAGCCCUUUACCGCCAUCUUAUACAGCAACGGACCAGGUUACAAACUUGUUAACGGUACAAGAGAGAAUGUCUCCACUAUCAACUACCAGGAAAACAACUACCAGGCCCAGUCAGCUGUACCUCUGAGCUAUGAGACUCAUGGAGGAGAGGAUGUGGCUGUGUUUGCUAAAGGUCCCCUGGCCCACCUGCUGCACGGGGUCCAUGAGCAGAACUACAUCCCCCAUGUGAUGGCAUAUGCAGGCUGUAUCGGCCAGAACAGGGAACACUGUCUAACACGCAGUGGGGCUGUCUCACACAGCGGGACGUCCACUAUGGGCACAGUCCUCUCAAGCAUCGCAGCCCUUUUCACAGUCACCCGACUGCUAUGCUGACACUUUUAAACCUUUGAAUUCCCUGUUUUAAUCUGUCAUUCAUUUACAUUUUAAAUCUGUGUUUUUAAAUGUUUGAAUUUUACUCUUCAUUAUUUGAUCAUGGGACCACUGUUAUGGCACUUGUGUGUAAUAAGAAGAAGCAAAAAGAACCGGUUUUAAUCUAUUCUGGAAAUUUGAAAAAAAAAUAAAAAAUCUAAGUAAUAAAUCACCCCAAUGCACUGAAUUAAAAAAGUGUAGUUCAGCACACAAUUACAGAUCCCAAUUCGUGAUUUGUCAGUAGAAUAGCUUUUAUGAUGGAUUUAAGGACCACUUCGUUAAAUGUAAGCCCUUUAGGUUUUGAAUAUAUAGAUUGGUUUAAUAAAUGUAAAUGUGCAGUUAACAGAAUCUACCUCAUUUGCUAGAAAACAAAUCUAUCAUGUAACUGUGGUGUGUUCAGAAAGGCACAUUUUGAUGGACGGAUUUUGAGCCGAAAUCAGAGGCAAAUGAAUGUAUCAUUGACAAAAGAGUAAAAAAAAUGACAAUAUUUCUCGUCAUACAACUUUGUGCGUCCUUGUAAUAGCACUGAAAAAAAAAGCCCACCCACCAUUGUUGUGUCCAAUAAUAGAAGUUGUAAAACCUCUUAACCAAUUAAAUAAAUAUUUGUUUUCUGAUAA